AAACUUAAUGCUGGGGUAACCCUACAAUGGACUAGCAUCCCAUCCAGGGGGGAGUAGAAAUAUCUCCCAGUCACUUCCUGCUACAGAAACCGUGAUAAGCUCUGCCCUGAUGGGCCACUUGGCUUGUGCCCAGACUUAACCCAACUUACCUUAAGUGAUAAAUAAACACUUCGUUGUUUCAUUUCCCUUGGCCUCAGAAUCAAAUUAACAUUUUAAAUAACAUUCAAUACUGGCUUUUUGACCAGUGGAUAACAUUUACCUUUAUUGUUGAUGACUGAAUGCACCUGUUGGUGACAAGCUGCGUUGUGUUCCAGCAUUGUUGUUUGCAUAAGCUUCUCACUGUAGCCUGCACUCUUUUAAACAAUCCUUUCAAAUCCUCAUCUGAUUUCACCCCAUUAUAAAAACAAUUAUAACUUCCACUGGAGCAGUUUCCCAACAGAGAUCUGAGUUUCGAAAGUUCACCUGCAGUUGUAGAAGAUACUAACUUUGUUGAAGUUGAAUUGCAUUCUUCGAAGGACUUUUUCAAAUCUGCGCAUUUCCCAAAAUCCGGCGACACUUUCAAGAUGAUGCCAUCAUUUAAACUGAUUCCAAAAGGCUUCAAAAAAACGUUGUAGAUGAGCAACUCGUUCGGCGAAUACAGUGCAAAUCCCCAUUUGAGAAUGCACAGGUAGUAAAAUAGACCAAUAAAAAUAAAGUUCCUCAUUGCAAAAGUGCAAGAAUCCAAUAAUUUGUCACUUCCUUUCAACCAAGAGUUAAUUACGCCAUUUUGUUUCCUUUUCUACGUGUCAAUUACUACCAGUCAGCGGUUUUUUUUUUAAAUAGUGCCAGUCUCCCAAAUUGGCACGGUUAAGAUGGUGGACGUACCAUCCCCUUUUUCCUCAAAUGCACCAUACUAAAUACUAAAAUGGAUCAUUUUCAAGGCAAGAGAGACUUUCAGGUUCAAGGAACAAAUGAUCGCGCUACACUAAGCAAGUCUUCUACUGUGACACAAGGAUAUUAUGAAGACAAAUUUCUCCAGUAUUUUGUCUCCAAAUCUUCUAGAAGGGCACCAAUCAUUCAUAGGUUGAUACUCAAUAUCCUAAAAGGUUCCCAGAAAGCUUCUACUGUGAACCUUUUGAGGAUGAACGCCCUAAGAGGCACCAAAACUGCUUUUUUAACCCCCAAAGGAUACGACAAGCACCUCCCUCCUUUUUAUGUGGGAGUCGUGUCACCCUCUGGGUGCAGUGGAUGCCAGGGUGCAUAUUUGUAUGUGCACCACACUGAAGAUCUCCAGCAUGGUUCUUCAAUUCUUCCGGUGUGCUGGCAUAUGAGUGUGAUCCCUGGUGUAACUUGGCACAGACCAUCUCACCACUUGCUCAAUAUCCUAAAAGGUACCCAGAAAGCUUCUACUGUGAACCUUUUGAGGAUGAACGCCCUAAGAGGCACCAAAACUGCUUUUUUAAUCCCUAAAGGAUACGACAAGCACCUACGUCCUUUUUAUGUGGGAGUCGCGUCACCCUCUGGGUGCAGUGGAUGCCAGGCUGCAUAUUUGUAUGUGCACCACACUGAAGAUCUCCAGCAUGGUUAUUCAAUUCUUCCGGUGUGCUGGCAUACGAGUGUGAUCCCUGGUGUAGCUUGGCACAGACCAUCUAACCACUUGACUUCAGAACACCCAGAUAUUGAGAAAGUGAUAUUUUUGAUUGGCAGGAUGAACCAUUUUAAGCAUCCAGUUGGGGCUCCUUUGCAUGCCACAGAAGCUUUUCCAACUCGACAAAGUCAAAUCCAACGUUUUAUGAAAGAGGGCUGGCCUUUAGUCCAUUGUCCCACAUUGAACUUCUUCUACUAUGAUACAUUACCGGAGAAAGAAAAAGCUCGACUGCAAGAUCUGGAGCCUUUUGACGAGUUUGAGGAAUGGCACCUCAUGUGCUCACAUUACAUCGUCCUCUCAGCUUUCAAAGGAUCCUGUCAGGAUAUCAAAGAAGAGCUGUUUUUCCAACACAGUGCACUGUUUGACGAGUCGGCAAUUCUUGAAGAGAACCCGUGCUCUCUUCAUACUGUAGAUGUUUUACCUUCGCGGGAUGGACUUAAAAGGUUUGGUCACACAGCCACUCCAUUGUCUGAUAGUGUAGUUCUUCUCACUGGGGGAUUUGGCCUUGAUAAUGGAAAACAUAUGCGACUCAAUGGCGUUCAGUUACUGCGGAUUGUUCAAGGUGUUUGGCAUUGUACAGACGUGGCUUCAGACUCGGAGAUUAUACUUGGUGGCCGAAUCUUCCACAGUGCAACAAAAUUAAACGACAAUAAUAUUUUAAUACAUGGUGGUCGGACAUCCCCGGCAAAACCUUGUGCAGAAACACUUUUGUUAUCGCUGAAGGACAAGGAUGAAUCACAAUCUUCCGAUUCUUCAAACGUUCAUGUUAACUGCCGCUCCGAGAGUGAACGUAAAAGCUGUGAAGAAGUUCAGGACUCUUGUGAAGGGAAAAUGAGAUACAAGCAUACGAUUUUAAGUUGUCAAGGAGAUAUCCCACAACCAAGAUGGCGACACAGUGCAACACGUAUUGUUCUACCUGAUGGUAUGUCAAACUGUUUUGUAUUUUAAUUCCUCAUUGUGUGUUGAAUAUCAACGCACUAUACUUAAACAAACGCAUUUGAAUAACCUCCAUCUAUGGUUUGAUGCGUGUCUUAGUCUAUUACUGUUCGUCCCCAAUUUCUUAAUCCAGGAAGAUUGAAAAGUUUUGUUUUCUGUCGAACCAACGUUGACAAGGUGUGCUUCCAGAUUUUGGGUGAAAAUCGUGUUUUUGUUGUUGUUGUUGUUGUU
Messenger RNA from Orbicella faveolata, 2794 nucleotides. RefSeq names its product tRNA wybutosine-synthesizing protein 4-like. Gene Ontology annotation, molecular function: tRNA methyltransferase activity; protein binding. Gene Ontology annotation, biological process: tRNA methylation; wybutosine biosynthetic process. The record is from RefSeq and is a predicted model, not a curated record. Lineage: Eukaryota; Metazoa; Cnidaria; Anthozoa; Scleractinia; Merulinidae.